Kluyveromyces lactis is the source of this 1506-nucleotide messenger RNA. RefSeq names its product polyamine oxidase (gene FMS1). NCBI's taxonomy places the organism in Eukaryota, Fungi, Ascomycota, Saccharomycetes, Saccharomycetales, Saccharomycetaceae. The record is from RefSeq and is a predicted model, not a curated record. The coding region runs from base 1 to 1506 and encodes 501 amino acids. Gene Ontology annotation, molecular function: oxidoreductase activity. The transcript has a single exon.
AUGACAGAUUAUAGUGUUAUUGUCAUUGGAGCGGGAAUCUCUGGGUUAAAAGCUACCAGCGAUCUGGUCAAGAGUGGUAUAGAAUCGGUGAUUUGCAUCGAAUCACGUGAUCGUGUCGGAGGUAGGCUGAAUACCAGACAAGGUCGCAAUGGCAAGUACGAUAUUGGCGGGUCUUGGCAUCACGAUACUUUGAGCAAUGGUUUGUUUAUGGAAGAAAUGUCGUUGCCCGAGAGCGAAAGGGCAGGGUUUGUAUUCGAUGAUGAGGACAGGGCAUGCCUCGUUGAUAAAAAAUUAGGAGUUCUUGAAGUGGAUCAGUUGGAAUGUUUAGCAUAUGAAUUUGAGAAAUGGGUCGAGAUGAGAUAUUAUGAUUCACUUGACGUAGAAGACGUGUCUUAUUUUCAACUUUGUAUCGAAUUCUGUUUCAGUAGAAAAGAAUUUUUGACCGAUGAACAGCUCUACCAUUUACCACAAUUGUUAAGAUACAUGGAAUUGUGGCAUGGUGUUGAUUGGUAUGCACUAAGUGGGAAGUGGUCUGGGAUUGAACACAAUGGAAGAAAUGCGUUAGUUUUACACUAUGACAAAAUUUUGGCUAGAAUUUCGAAUCCAGUCAAGGAUAAGAUCCAUUUGAGCGAAUCUGUGAACCUGAUUAAGAAAUUGUCAAAUGGGAAAUAUCAAGUCAACACUGACAAGGGUAAAUAUUUGUGUGAUUAUUGCAUUGUAACAGUACCACAAUCUGUGUUGGCCAUAUCUUGUGAGCAGGAGGAGAAUGAAUUUUCUCAUAUGAGGAAAGCUCGUAUCGGGUUUGAACCUCCAUUGAAUGGGGAUAUAUUCGAGGCAAUAACUACGAAGGCGUCAUUUGGGUCUCUGGGUAAAGUUAUAUUUGAAUUCGAUUCCAUCAAAUGGUCCAAAACUAGUGGAAGAAUAUUGACGGUGCAUGAACAACCAACGGAUUUUGUCGAAUCCAUUAGAUCAGCUAAAGAUCUCAAAACCUUGUUAAAAGAUAUCGAACAAAAAUUGCCAAGAAGUCAUGAAGAUAGUUGGAAAAAUCCAACAUGUUUCUUGAACUUAGCCAAGCAUACUGAUACUGCUUCUUUUGUUGCCUUGAUUCAACAACCAGUAACUGAAUAUAUUGAAACUUUGACAACAGAAGAAGUAGAAGAAUUCUUCAGACCUGUACUUAAUAAGUUGCUUAACUCUUUGGGUUCGAGUGAUUACAUAUCAGACUUAAACGAUGAAGUCAAAGAAUCAAAAACUCCAAUAUUGAAGAAUAUUUUAACUAGUAAUUGGUCUUCUGAUCCCUUCUCUCUUGGUGCAUACAGCGCCUGUCAACCAGGUGAUGACCCUAUGGACUUAGUGAUUGCUUUGAACGUUGGACAAGGUAAUUUGAGGUUUGCUGGAGAGCAUACGAUAAUGGACGGUGCUGGAUGUGCGUAUGGUGCUUGGGAAAGUGGUAAACGAGAGGCCAAUUAUAUUAUUGAAAAACUAUUUACAGGAUCAGAUUAUUAA